CAUAGUGUAGGUGCAAUACGAGACGCGCAUAUAGUGGGCCCAUCAGUUUGUAGGGGCUGUCAGGCACUCCGCAAUUUGGGUUCACGGGAGCGAGCUUGGGCCGCCAGCGCUUCCGUCCUUGUUCCCCAGUCGACGACGUCUGCGUCCGUACCGUCUCGAAGUGUGAGACUCAUAAACAUCAACGACUACGGAUCGCUUCGGAUCGCUUCGUUUUGCUUCCUCUAGGCAUCUCUUACUCUGCUUUAUACUGUACUAUCGCCAUCAUGUCAGGCAACGGGCAGUUGGUCGACGGCGUUUUGCAUUGCGGCUGCAAUUUGCCCGCGAGACGCUGGAGAUCGCGUCAACCUAAUGGAAACCGUUCCAAGUGGUUUAGCAACUGCGGAAAAGGCCCUGAGGCCAAAGGAUGUCGCUUUUUCCUCUGGGACCACGAAGCAGAACAACGCGGUUUCGCUUUACCGAAAGACUCUCCCAUCGAGCCUGAUCGACCCAAUUCGAACACUCCCUCGAAACGCCAGCCUUCCCCAGCAUCGCCAUCGACAACACAAACCGGGGCGUUGGGACUAAACCGGAAGCGAACUCGUUCCAUCAGUGAAGAUCCUAACGACGAGCAUGGAUUUGGACAGUCCGACGAUGGCCUCCGCCAGGUCAAGAUCAAAGUUGAGACACCGCCUGUUGAUGCACCGCCCGUUGAGACACCGCGCAAGGCAGUCAAAAUCUCAUACGAUGCAACUCCUACUAAGGCAAGACAAACCAGCGCCUACGGACUCGAGACCCCUCAAACUGAUCGCAGACCUGACCUCGACCCGUUCGCUUCACGAUAUCCGGUAUCGAGCGGAUCCCUUUUUACUCCCUCGCAGGUCAAUGGGGAUGGGGCCACUCAAACAGCAACACCCUCUUCAUCGUUCGAAACUUCGACUCCAAGCCGUUAUAGAAAUGUGCCAGCAGAUGAUCUGGUACGAGAUGUGGUCAGCCUACUACAAAGGGCUAACGUCCCAAUCGGCGAAGAGACGGAGAAGGAUCUUACAAGUAUGCUAUCGAAACAUGCGAGAAGUGCUGAAGGAUACAAGAGGGUCACUCAAGCUACUAUCAAGGCGAAAAAUGCGAAAAUCACUGACCUUACCCAGCGUGUCAGUGCCCUUGAAAUAGAGCUGGAGGCUGAGAAGAGCACAGUGGAGCUAUUACAGUUGGAGACUGAACAGUUGGACUGAAGAUAAGUAGCUGGGCACCCGACUGCAAAAGGGGCGGAUACCCACAUGUUCGGCAAAUUUCCAUUGUGGAUUAGUAUAAAUAUUUUCGUAUGUCCAUUAGGAUACUGGUCGACGCUUUCUACCCUACAGAGGAAGACAGAACUCAUACAAGCUGGUACUGGUGAUUUCACGAGCGACUAGUUUCCAGUACGACGCUCCCAUAUAUUGGGCACAACUAUUGAGGAGGACAGGGCAGCGAACGAAUGAAUCUGGGAGACUCUGGAAGACGCCUGUAUGGGCAAGUCGAUCAGACCAAGAUAUCAGGCGGCCCACCUCCACGCUUACGUGUCCAUCGCUCGCAGAGCGUGAUUGGGAAAGGAGGCAACACGGGUCCGAAGUUUCUUAAUCAAUAGCUAUAUCCUCAAACCUUCGUCCUUACGUGAAGAAAAACAU
Cucurbitaria berberidis CBS 394.84 is the source of this 1640-nucleotide messenger RNA. RefSeq lists its product as uncharacterized. The transcript is spliced from 3 exons. Gene Ontology annotation, molecular function: zinc ion binding. Bases 264 to 1208 code for a protein of 314 amino acids. Lineage: Eukaryota; Fungi; Ascomycota; Dothideomycetes; Pleosporales; Cucurbitariaceae. The record is from RefSeq and is a predicted model, not a curated record.